Molecule: messenger RNA, 956 nt
Organism: Nipponia nippon (crested ibis)
Lineage: Eukaryota; Metazoa; Chordata; Aves; Pelecaniformes; Threskiornithidae
Source: RefSeq, a predicted model, not a curated record
GUUCGACACGGCGGAGAGCGUGGUGAUCGUGGCCUCGCAGAAGCGGGCGCUGGGCGGGCGGGAGCUGCAGCUCCCCUCCAUGUCGGUCCUCACCUCCAAGACCUCCACGCAGCGCUUCUUCCUCCGCGUCCUGCAGGUCAUCAUCCAGCUGCGCGACGACACCCGCUCGGAGGGGUCGCAGGGGGGGGAGCGGGACGAACGCCCCCCCGAGCUGCCCCUGCUGAGCGAGCAGCUCUGCCUGGACGAGCUCUGGGACAUGCUGGGCGAGUGCCUGAAGGAGCUGGAGGAGUCCCACGACCAGCACGCCGUCCUCGGUGGGUCCCCGCCGAUUUCGGGGUCCCCCCAGGGUCCCCCCAAGGCCCCCAGGGUCUCCCUCGCACCCAGCCUCCCCUUCCCAAGCCUGGCGACGUCCCUGCAGCCUCGGGGUUCCCCCCGACACUCCACGUACAUCGUGUUCGAGGGCGAGGAGGGCCAGGACGCGGGGGGCCUCCUGCGGGAGUGGUACAUGAUCAUCUCGCGGGAGAUGUUCAACCCCAUGUACGCCCUGUUCCGCACCUCGCCGGGUGACAGGGUCACCUACACCAUCAACCCCUCCUCCCACUGCAACCCCAACCACCUCAGCUACUUCAAGUUUGUGGGGCGCAUUGUGGCCAAGGCCGUCUACGACAACCGUCUCCUCGAGUGUUAUUUCACCCGUUCCUUCUACAAGCACAUCCUGGGCAAGUCUGUCCGGUACACGGACAUGGAGAGCGAGGACUACCACUUCUACCAGGGCCUGGUCUACCUGUUGGAGAACGACGUCUCCACCCUGGGCUACGACCUCACCUUCAGCACCGAGGUGCAGGAGUUUGGGGUGUGCGAGGUGCGGGACCUGAAGCCCAACGGGGCCAACGUGCUGGUGACGGAGGAGAACAAGAAGGAGUACGUCCACCUCGUCUGCCAGAUGCGCAUGACCG